AUGGCCAACCAAACAAAAGAAAACAGCGAAGCCAAAGAACCACCACCCUCCAGCUCCGACACGAGCACCACGGCCACCACCAUCCCUCCCUCGGCCGUCACGGGCCCCGUCGACUUCGCCGAACUGCCCGGCCUCCCGCGGCUGCGCUACCGCAUCCUCGAAUACAAGCUCAAGCUAUCCAUCGUGGUGUCCCUACUAGUGCUCGAGUCCAGCCUGCUGCCCAUCUCGCUGUACUACGGCCUCAUCCUAGGCACCACACUACGACCAGGCAUCGUCUUCGCCAUCAUCACCUCCUUCUUCGGCAUCGUCACGGGCAUCGAGUUCGGCCUGCGCUGCAUCAAGCUGAUCUGGAUGGGCGAGAAAUACCGUCCCGUCGCCGGCACCCGGUGGAGCUUCGACUUCACGCAUUGGACCUUGUCGUUCGGCUACACCGUCAUGACCGCCAUCCUCAUCGGCGGCUCUGUGCCCCACCCUCCGAUCGUGCGCGCGCUGGCCAUUCCCGUGUCGUUGUUCUUUAUCCAGAUCGGUUUGCAGCUGGUGUGGAGCGGCUGGAUGAACGUGACGCGCCGGCCCGCGCCGUGCAAGAUCAGCUCGAUUCCGAAGGGGGGUCGGGUGCCGCCUUUGGUGUUUACUUUGGUGGAGGAUAUUGUUGGGGUCGAUGGUGCGGGCGGGAGGGUGUAUAGGAGUGCGUUGGUGGCGCGGUACCAGACCAGCUCCCGGUUUCGGACGAUGAUUGCGCAGCAGAAUUGGUUUUGGGCGGCCGGUGCGUUGUUUGAUGGGAUUGGGACUAUGGCGGUUAUUUGGACCGUUCCGGAAAAGGUUGCUUAUGGGCCCGACCAUACCACAAUGGCCAGAACCGCUAAUCUGGGUUCCAUACCCCCCGAGCUGAUUUACGAAAUCGUCGAGUUUCUCGGCCAGAGGAGCCUGUCCUCGGUCUCCCAGUGCUCCAGGUUUUUCCAUUCCUUCACCUCGCAUCUUCUCUACAGGCGGGAUGCCACCGAGCACAAAUCAACCGGCCUCGUGCGCUGCAUCAGGUCCGGCGCCACCGAAUCAGUGGCCAAGUUCAUCGCCGCCGGCAUGGACGUCAACGCCACUACUAUCAACAUUUCCCCGGACAUGGAGGACUUUUCGGGAAACACAACCGUGCUUGCGACGGCUGUGGUACGAAACCAAAUAGAAAUCGUUCGGUUGUUACUAUCGCACGGGGCGGACGUCUGCGCUAGGAUCGACGCCACCCUUUGUUAUUCGGUAUCGGCCCACCCCUGGGCUAACGCCAGCCCGAUUACCCCGUUGUCCCUAACGAUCACGGAGGGUCAUACCGAUAUUGCCGUGGCACUAGUCGACCACAUGGCCAACGCGGACGCUAUCAUCUCUACCGUGAGCGGUGUCGGAUACACAGCCCUCGAGCAGGCCGCCUUGUGCCUGCGCCCCACGAUCGUCCGCCGUCUCCUGGAGCGUGGCGCCGACCCGGAUCAGCGAACACUUGGCGGCGCCACGAUCUUGCACAGAGUCAUGGCGAAUUCCGACGUACAGCGAUGGGCCGACGGGAUAUGUGACGGGGAUCAGUUGAUGGUGAGCACGGUUAUGGCGCUCCUCACGGGCGGCGCCAACCCUGCGUUGCGGCCAUGCCCCCCGGUACAGCCAGGCAACCACGCCGAGGAAUGCAGCCUUGAGUUGUCGGUUUACAAUCUGGGAAUCAAAUCACGCUAUGGAGAGAUACGACAACACUUUGCGGAACUUGUGCAUCGCCGACUUUGCGAGAAGUCAGCUUGCCGGGCACACAGAUAUGACUACGGACUUUCAGGGGAGGACAUUCCGGGGCAUUGCGCCGUAUCCCCAGACGACAUGACCUCGGAGGAAUUACGAUUAGCGGAAAGCCUAUCUUGA
Messenger RNA from Chaetomium fimeti, 1887 nucleotides. RefSeq names its product ankyrin repeat-containing domain protein. Gene Ontology annotation, molecular function: protein binding. The transcript is spliced from 2 exons. The record is from RefSeq and is a predicted model, not a curated record. The coding region runs from base 1 to 1887 and encodes 628 amino acids. Lineage: Eukaryota; Fungi; Ascomycota; Sordariomycetes; Sordariales; Chaetomiaceae.